Trichomonas vaginalis G3 is the source of this 1008-nucleotide messenger RNA. RefSeq names its product perineurial glial growth protein family. The transcript has a single exon. NCBI's taxonomy places the organism in Eukaryota, Parabasalia, Trichomonadida, Trichomonadidae. Bases 1 to 1008 code for a protein of 335 amino acids. The record is from RefSeq and is a predicted model, not a curated record.
AUGAAAGCUAUCCAUUUCUCACCUACUAAAGUGUUUAAUUGCGGGUCUUUAGUCAAAGAUAGCCAAGAAGAGUUUGAAAUUAUCUACAAUCAAACAAAAACAUUGAAGAUGAAGAAAUUUGAAGCAAUUUUGCUUUCAAAUUUAAUCUAUAGCAUAAUUUCAACAGAUAACUCUUGUUCUUCAUAUCAAUUACAAUGCCAUCUUGAUGAUGAAAUAAUCACAAGUUUCUUUGCUCAAAUUUCAUCAACAAAUUUCGAUAUAUCCUUAGACAAAGCCGACCGAUACCUUAUUAUUGCUAAAGAAUUAGACAUGCCAGAAGUCAUUGAAGCAAUUAAUUUCAACGCUGCCAUGAUUUCGAUUCAAGAACUUGAUUUACCACUUGUUUUCUAUGAUUAUAAGAGUCUCUUACAAUCUCUUGCCAAAAAUAUCAACCUUGUUCCAUUAAAAUGGCUUAAUUCCAUUGCAACUCAUUUCUUAGUUGAUAUUUACGAACAAUACCCACAAUUUGAGAACUGGAACACCUAUACAAACACCAUAAUAAAGCACCAUCUUCCUGUCUACUACCUCAAUGAUUUACCAAUCCAACAGUUAGAUAUUCCAACUAUUGAAAACCUCCUUAACUACUUGAUUGAGAACAAUACGCAAGAAUGGAUAACCAUGAUUUCUAUGGAACUUGCUAGAAUGGCCCAAGAUCUCAAAGGCGAAAUUGCAAAAUUGUCAGAUAUCAUUAAAAACGGUGUUACUUUUGAUAAAGAAAUUGAUUGCAUGUUCAUCAAGUCAGGACGUGAUAGUAUUUGCGGUGAAUUCUGGAAAUGCCUUCAAUGUUGCCAAGGAGACAGAGUUAUUUGCACUGCUUGUAAAAACAGGUGCCAUGCCGGCCAUCCUGUUGUUCGUUGCUCGAUUGAUAGAGGAUAUUGCGAUUGCGGUGCUGGAAAACUUGAUUGCAAGUGUCAAUGCAUGGGAAGGACGAAUUUAAUCAAGAGUAGUAGUAUGAUAGGACGGGUUUAG